UCCUUUUUUUAAAGAUGGCUGCCAGCAAAAUCGUUGUAAAACACGAAUUCCUGCAUGUUUACGCGGAAAUUCUAGACUUACAAAGUUCGAGAGCGAUAAAAAAACGAAAACAUGAUCAAAGCGGACACCCAAAUAUGGGUUCUACGCUACAUAUUGAGGACGACCAUAUCGGUAUUCUAAUAAAAUCUCUCACUUGUCAAGAUGACAAUUCGCGCUUUGACACGGCUUACACUACGAUGCUGACGGAUUGUGAAGACCUCAAGUUCUGCGUGCUCGGUGGAGUUCCAGCCAAAGACAUGUACUAUUUGUAUCAGAAUGUUAUCAACCUCAACGAGAUUUGCUAAAGACCUUUAGAUAAUUCCUGGCAGAGGGCACAAAGCUCUAAAUCACCGACCCUCCCCACUUCUCUGGCACUUUGGGAUGAUAAAAAAAUCGAGUGUGCUUUUAAAAAAUAGUUUAGCAUAUCAACAACGUCUUUAACGCCACUUUUGAUUAUUGUAAAUAUUUUUGCUAUUAUCAAUAUUUAAACUUAGUCACAUGGAUUACAGUCAUGUACUUUGGAAAAACGUUUUCGCGUUUCUGAAAUGUUAAUAGAAAUCUGAGUAACCUUU
Molecule: messenger RNA, 611 nt
Organism: Nematostella vectensis (starlet sea anemone)
Lineage: Eukaryota; Metazoa; Cnidaria; Anthozoa; Actiniaria; Edwardsiidae
Exons: 2
Coding region: 15-344 (109 amino acids)
Source: RefSeq, a predicted model, not a curated record